Drosophila gunungcola (fruit fly) is the source of this 1424-nucleotide messenger RNA. Its product is annotated as antigen 5 like allergen Cul n 1-like. The coding region runs from base 69 to 938 and encodes 289 amino acids. Lineage: Eukaryota; Metazoa; Arthropoda; Insecta; Diptera; Drosophilidae. The transcript is spliced from 3 exons. The record is from RefSeq and is a predicted model, not a curated record.
GACAAGGCUUUAUAAGGCCGAGCCAUGGCUAAUUAAGUGCACAGUCAGUCUGUAUUAAGCCAUCGACCAUGAAGAUGUCUCUUGUUCUGCUUUCGCUGAUACCUCGAUUGCUGGGGGUCACAUCCCAGCUCUCGGUGAAACUGGAAGAUGUGAUCACCACAACUGCAAGAACAACGGCAGCGACCACGACAACGAAAACAAUGAUGAGAACGGCGCCCAAACUGAGUCCUUAUUGCCAGCCUAAGUUGUGCCCCAAAGGACAAACCCACGUGGCUUGCGAAAGCUAUUACAAAAGUCUAUACCGCUCCUGCGCCGCCAAGGAGACGGUUUUGGUGAACAUGACUACACACGCGGAGACUAUUCUGAAGCAGCACAACGAGCGGCGGUAUUUGCUGGCCAGCGGUAAGGACUCCUCACUGCCACGUGCCGCUCGAAUGGUGGCCAUGCAGUGGGACGAGGACCUGGCCGCCGUGGCAGGAUUCAAUGCCAGGAUGUGUCAGCCCAAGCACGACGACUGCCGCAACACGGUUAAGUUUCCGCGAUCCGGUCAGAAUAUUAUUGUUUUCAAUAUGACGCGUCGAGUGGAUAAAGAACUGAUGGAGAAACUCUACCCGAAGCUGCUGUCCAUUGCGGUGAAGACGUGGUGGACGGAGUCGCAAAAGAUGUCCGCCGGGAACAUGGAACUCUAUCCGUGUGAUGAGAAAAAGCAGGAAGCGUACCGCCACUUUGCGGUCAUGGCCAUCGAGGGCAACUCGCACGUGGGCUGCGCCGGCCUGCGAUACGUGUUGGGCAACCUGACCCAGUUCAAGCUCACCUGCAACUACGCCCGGGCUCCGGUCUGCGGACAGCCGAUCUACCGCUUCCAGCACGUAGGAUGCCAGACGGGCCGCAACAAGAAGCACUCGUCCCUGUGCUCGCCCAUGGAACUCUUCCGCUGAGUUUUCCGCGAAAGCCACUCACUGCGAAAAGCCACAUUAACGCAUCUUGUUUAUUCAUGUUUGUCCGAAAUCUGGCCCACUUGGCCAUGAAUACCAGCCAACGAGUGGCCAAAACGAAUGGGCAUGUCCCACAGCUGCACAUGCAAAAUUCAAACAACUCCAUCGGAAUGGAAUUUCUGCCAAUUUCCUGUGACGAACCCGGCCCGAGGUCCUUGGUGUUCCUGGCAGGAAGUAUCGAUGGCGGUGCAAUUACCUGCAUAACAGCCGGCAAAAAUACCCACACUGUAAAAUAAUGAUUUGAAACUAUGGAGCUCAAACUGGCGAAUUUUACUGAAUUUUCCCACUUAUAACAUAAUUUUAAAAUUGGUAGAAGUGCUUCCUAACUUAUAUUUAAUAUAGGGACAAACUUACAUUUCUUCGGGUUACACAUUUUGUUGUUAAAGCAACAUUAAAGACUCCUUUUUAACUUUGAGUUUUAUUUUUAUA